Messenger RNA from Hippopotamus amphibius kiboko, 492 nucleotides. RefSeq names its product glycoprotein hormone subunit alpha 2 (gene GPHA2). The transcript has 4 exons. Gene Ontology annotation, biological process: cell surface receptor signaling pathway. NCBI's taxonomy places the organism in Eukaryota, Metazoa, Chordata, Mammalia, Artiodactyla, Hippopotamidae. Bases 1 to 492 code for a protein of 163 amino acids. Gene Ontology annotation, cellular component: extracellular region. The record is from RefSeq and is a predicted model, not a curated record. Gene Ontology annotation, molecular function: hormone receptor binding; hormone activity.
AUGAUGGCGAAUAAAAACCCGGAGAGCCAGCUCUGUGUGGAGACCAGCAGGAGGCAAGAGGAGCAACUCAACAAGCCACUCAGCUCCUGGAUCUUGGAAGUGAUGCCCAUGGCGUCCCCCCAAACCCUGCUCCUCUGCCUGCUGGUCCUGGUGGUCAUUGACGGCCAGGGUCGACAGGCAGCCAUCCCAGGCUGCCACUUGCACCCCUUCAACGUGACAGUGCGAAGUGACCGCCAAGGCACCUGCCAGGGCUCCCACGUGGCACACGCCUGUGUGGGCUACUGCGAGUCCAGCGCCUUCCCUUCCCGUUACUCUGUGCUGGUGGCCAGUGGCUAUCAACAUAACAUCACCUCUGUCUCUCAGUGCUGCACCAUCAGCAGCCUGAGGAAGGUGAAGGUGCAGCUGCAUUGUGGGGGGGACCGAAGGGAGGAGCUGGAGAUCUUCACAGCCAGGGCCUGCCAGUGUGACAUGUGUCGCCUCUCGCGCUACUAG